AUGGAACUGAAAUGGAAGAGCCAACCUGUGAACGUUCUCCUCGGAUGCGUCGUGGCCCUCUGCUUUUGUGCACUUUGUCCGGCUGAGAGACUGUGCACGGUUCCUCCGGGCCCUGUGACAGUCCCUGAGAACAGCACGCUCGACGUUGAGGUGGUUAAGAUCGACUCCCUUAAUGAUGUGGAGCUGACCCUCACUGUGAACCCUGAAGAUCUGUUCUACCUGAAAGGAAACACUCUGAUGGUGAAGAAAGGCCUGGACUAUGAGUCGUUGGAUAGUUUAACUCUGACGGUGUGGGUGCAGUGCAGCAGAGAAGAGUCCAUAUCUGUGAACGAGCCUGUUGAGGUUUUAGUUGAAAACGUGAACGACAACCCUCCAAACUUUGCACAAAGCCAUUACGUACUGGAGGUGAAUGAGCUCACUGCAGUCAACUCCAGUUUGGGACUGAUAGAAGCCUCAGAUGUGGAUUCAGAGCCGCUGUACUAUCGCUUAGAGCCUGCAACAGAUAAAUAUUUCCGACUGGAAAACAUCAACACUCCAAAGAUAAUUGUUAAAAGCAUCCUGGACUACGAUGUUGUGCAGAAGAUCCCUCUGGUUUUACACGUGCAGGACACGCUCAACGGCUCGGCCUCCAACGAGCCCUUCUUCACGUCGGUGGCCACCAUCACGGUGCAGGUGAAGGACGUGGAUAACCGGCCGCCAUGGUUUCAGCCAUGUUUGAGGACCAACUUGGGAAUCGCCAAACUGUGUGUGAGCACCGGCUACAGGGGCAAAGUCAACCUCACCGAGAAGGAGGACGGGCCGUUGGUGCUGGAGCCGGGUCCGGUGUUCGCUAAGGAUGGAGACAAGAACCGGAGCGAGGUGAUCAGCUACAGGAUCCUGCGAGGAAAUGAGGGGAACAUUUUCCAGAUUGAUGAGGACACAGGAAACAUCUCCAUGGCUAAAGCUGCUGACAUUGUCGGCCCAAUAACUCUUACUGUUCUGGCGUCUCAGGUGACAAACAGGGAUCAGUUUGCUGUGACGCAGGUGACCAUCGAAGUGAUGAAGAAAAGCAGGAACCCUCCUCGCUUUGAGAAGGAACGAUAUGAAGGCUUUAUCUACAGCAACUCUGUUCCCGAGAGCAUGAUCCUCAGAGACCGGAGCACCAACCGGCCCUUCAGGGUCAGAGCGCGGGACGAGGACUUCUCCGCUGGUACGAAUCCCGAUGUGAAGUAUGAGGUUCAGUACAGCAGCUACGUCAACGUCACCACCGACGGGUUUGUUAUUUUGAAGAGAGUCGUGAAGACGGAGUCUUUUGCACUUCAGCUCAGAGCUGUGGACUCGGCGACAGGGGAGUUUGGAUCAGCUGCCCUCUCUGUUCAGGUCAUUCCAGCGGUGGCCAUCCCGUCCCCCUCUAACGUCGGCUACCGUCCGGGCGACAUGGCGCUGCUGGGUCUGGUGAUGGCGGCUCUGCUGGUUCUCUGCCUCAUCGUGAUUGGCUUCCUGAUUUCCCGCUUGUGGAAGGGAAACGGCAGCAUGGACAAAAUAUGUGAGUGCCUGGGCCCCUGCCUGAAGUCGGAUCAGCACUCCGGCCACAGGGACUCCCUGCAGUACACCAAUGACGGCUUCCAGACCGAGGGCGACGCCAGCCGCGGGGGGGGCAAGCGCUCAAACCACGUGGUCCCCAGACGGAGCACCUUCCCCCAGGCUCGAGGCCGGGUCAUGGAGGGACGGAACCGCAACUGCUCCUCCUGUGGCGUCUGCAGCAACCACGUCCCCAAGGGGAGCCCCUCGGUGAGGACGUCCAAGAAGGGAAGGGGAGAUGGGGACGAAUAUGGCAUGAGGUCCAUGGCUAACAAGCAGAGGAGGAAGGAGGGCCAGAAGACCGUGUGGUUCAAGCAGAGCGAGGACUCCUCCGACAUCGAGGUGGAGAUUAUCCCAGACACUGUGGGCCGGGUGGAGGAGGAGACGGAGGAGGAGCUGGAUAUGGAGGGGGUGGUCAGAGAUCCGGCUGCCCCGCUGAGAGAGGCUGAGGGGGAGAAGGAGAGUGAGAGCGCAGAGCCCGAUGAGGAGAAGGACCGCGGUAAAGAGAAGGGAGGCGAGGAGAAGGAGGGCUGACAGCAGAGGUCAGAGGUCAAACUCCAGACGGAGGAUGAAACUCAGCUGGUUGUUGUUGGUGUCACUUUUUGGAGACAGCAGCAGGGAGGACUCAGGAGUCCAGCAUGACACUUCCAACAUCUCUGAAAACCCCAAGAAUACAUGCAAGUAUCCAAAAAGUAUUUAUUAUUUUCCACCUUGAGUAUCAUAGUGUACACCAUCCGUCUGUAUACAAUAUUGCAGAAUACACUAUGAGAUCAAUACUCAUAAAGAUGGCUCCUUUUAAAGGUUCAGUCUAGCUUCACACAUCUCUGGUGUUAUUCUCGUAGUCUUGGCUAAAAUUAAAGCAUCAUUGCUACAAACAGUCUGUUCCCAGAUCUCUGCAGGUAUUUGGUGAGUACAAUGUUCUUAUUAUGUAAUAUUAUGUAAAAACGGUGGCCAAAGUUACUAAAACAAGAUCCAAGUUGUAUUAAAGGGAAAUGUUGUAAAUAGAUAAGUAAGAUUACUUUCUAAUAAGGCACCAUUUAUUUCAAAACAUUUAUACAUUUCUAAAAGGGCAGCACCUAACUUUUAAUUGUCAAAUUAUCUGAGGAUUCAUUUCUCAAUUAAUCCAAUAACUGUUUCCUCUUCAUACAGUAUGUUUACAUCACAAUUGUUUUAAGCCAAUUUUGAAGCAAUACGUAAAGUAUUGCUUUGAAUGACUUAAAGGUCUCUUAUCGUGCAAAAUGCACUUUUCUAUGUCUUUUUUACAUAAAUGUGUCCCCGGUGUAUCAGGGAUCUCACAAAGUGUCAAAAAAUAAAACCCUCUCUCUUUUCCUCCGUACCCACAUAUCUAAAAACGGGGGUACA
Messenger RNA from Trematomus bernacchii (emerald rockcod), 2922 nucleotides. It is a transcript of the gene cdhr5a, whose product is annotated as cadherin-related family member 5a. Gene Ontology annotation, molecular function: cadherin binding; calcium ion binding. The record is from RefSeq and is a predicted model, not a curated record. Lineage: Eukaryota; Metazoa; Chordata; Actinopteri; Perciformes; Nototheniidae. Gene Ontology annotation, biological process: calcium-dependent cell-cell adhesion; cell morphogenesis; adherens junction organization. Gene Ontology annotation, cellular component: adherens junction; catenin complex; membrane. Bases 1 to 2094 code for a protein of 697 amino acids. The transcript is spliced from 14 exons.